GACCGCGAUGAUGACGAUGACGAUGGUAACCACGGCGAGGACCGUGAUGAUGACUAUGACGAUGGUAACCACGGCGAGGACCGCGAUGAUGACGAUGACGAUGGUAACCACGGCGAGGACCGUGAUGAUGACGAUGACGAUGGUAACCACGGCGAGGACCGUGAUGAUGACGAUGGUAACCACGGCGAGGAUCGUGAUGAUGACGAUGGUAACCACGGCGAGGACCGUGAUGAUGACGAUGACGAUGGUAACUACGGCGAGGACCGUGAUGAUGAUGAUGACGAUGUUGACCGCAGUGAAGGCUGUGAGGAUGACGAUGACCGCGGCGAGGACCGUGAUGAUGACGAUGACGAUGGUAACCACGGCGAGGACCGUGAUGAUGACGAUGACGAUGGUAACUACGGCGAGGACCGUGAUGAUGAUGAUGACGAUGUUGACCGCAAGUAA
This is a messenger RNA of Priapulus caudatus, 447 nucleotides long. Its product is annotated as prostatic spermine-binding protein-like. The record is from RefSeq and is a predicted model, not a curated record. The annotation marks the transcript as partial. NCBI's taxonomy places the organism in Eukaryota, Metazoa, Priapulida, Priapulimorpha, Priapulimorphida, Priapulidae. The transcript has 2 exons.